CCUACUGUUAUCCCGUAGCUCGACACCACUAUCGGCAUCCACGUAAAGGUUUCGUUUCCACUGGCUCUGUCUUCUCUCUACUUCCGGACGGUCCGCUUCGCUUGACCACUAUGAACAACAAGUGACAACACCAGUUUACGUAAGAUAUAAUGAAUGGGCAGCCGGCGCUGGCCUCAGGUCAGCAGCGUGGUGGAGCGCCGGCCAAUUCCCAGCCAAUGCUUACCAUGUGGCCCAGUUACUACGCAGCCGGCGCAUUCAGCGGCUGCACCUCUGGAAGUGCUGAAGACCAGCAUCCCGAGCAGCCUCUGCAGGAUCAAUUACAGGAGGAUGAAGAUGCAGCAUCCUUGCAGCGCGAACGCGAGCAGCGCCUUCUCAAGCGCAAACAGGCCAAUCGCGAGUCGGCAAAGCGGAGCAAACUCAAACGCAAACAGGCGGAACGCGACCUUAAUGAGCAUGCCCGCCGUGUGGAUGAGGAGCGGGACAGCUUAGCAUCACAGCUCGCGGCUGCUCAGCAGCGUUAUGCUGAGGCACAUGCCAAGCAUAUGGAGCUAAGACAGAAGAUACAGGGCUAUGCUGUCUCGCCAUCCGGGGAUGGUGGGUUAGGGGGUGUAGGCGGUAGCGCGUGUGGCUAGAUCGACUGUUUUCAGCUGCUUUGGCAGCCCUGGGCCCCAUAUGUGCGAUGACACACGUAGUCCGGGCAUCGCGAUGCCUGGGAGGGGCAGGCCGUGGCCGCUUAUUUGGUCCGCUUCCCUCGUGUUUAGUAAGUGCAGCCCAAGUGCUGAGGAUGGGAGCAAGAAGCGCCCGCACCUUGGGGGCUGUUUUCCUGCAUGUCGUAGUGGGUGUGCUGGGGGUUUCCGUUGCGCAUGCAGAACUGUUUGUUUCCUUGUAGUAGCAUUACCAACGUUUACGACAUUGUGUUUGGGAUGCUGUUGGGAUGCUGUACGGUAUAACAUGACGGCAUGUGGAAGUUACUCCCAAGACGUGUCACGUGUGUAUGGGGGGCUAUAGGCAUGUGUAGGCUUUGCCGGUACCAAAGCUGGCUGUGCCGAGAGCACCCGCUGUGCCGAGUGCAGCCGCCAUAGCGAGCGAAGUUGACCUAUUGUGCAGCAUCGCGAAAUCGGCUCUAACCGUGGGCUGACCAUGGUAACUGUAUGUUAAGUUUAUCUGGGGUGUGGGCUUGCGUACUGCCUGCUGAUGUUAUCACUGUGAACAUUGUCACGUAACUGUUAUGGUGGCAAGGCACGAGGACGGGCGCAUUAUGGUGGGUGUCUAGGGGGGUUUCCAUGUCACAAGCCCCGAUGACGUGCCUUCGGUCAGUCUAUCUAUGCGCCGUUGACUGUGCGCUGUGGUUACGAUUCUGGUUACAUUACAUAUCCUAUGCUGUCAUCGCCUUGUGUGCACAUUGCGCCAAGGUUGAUGUGCAGGCGCUCCCUUGCUGUGUGGUUCACCCGGUUUCAGCUCACCACAACCCUGAUAUAUAGGUUUGGUGGUGCAGUGUAUUCCGCAUGUGUCAGUUGACUCGAUGAUGGUGAGCGAGCUCAAGAUCGGCCUCUGUUGGUACGGCAUAGCACGGGGCACGGGCACAAUGCCGGCAGAUGAGCAUGGGGUACAAACAUGCACCGCCUCUGCUGUGCAAGUUUUUGCCGUGGUACGUAGUUACAAAAGCACGUUCUGACAAUGUUUUUCAUGUUUGCCUGGCAAGGUUACGUGUUGGCUGUGGCUGUUGGAGCAGUUCGUAGGAAGAGAGCAGCAGAGAGAGUUAAGGCAGGGGCACUUUAGGAUUUGCAGCGAAGCUGGAGAAUUCCCACCCGUUGCAAUCUGUGUACAUCGUGUACAUUGUGCUUUGGCGUCGGCGUCUUGGGGACCGUUAUAGUUGUUGGAUGUCCAUGGGUGGGAGGCGUGGGCUGCGCUCAUUGGGUAGCCCGCCCUCCCAGAGGGCGUUUAACAACGCAGUUGUGUCCCGUGUCAACUGACAAAACAUGUAUUAACAGUUUAUGUCACACCAUGUGUGGCACUGGGGGCCCCCAGCUUCUUCAUAAAUGUGCUCUCCGUACAUGUGUUUUUGCAUGCGUACCGUCGUCCAUGCACACUCGGGUGGUUGCCUGCGCCAAGGGAUGGCAGCAUGGUGUCUGGUUCAUCCAUGCUCGUUGUGUUGUAGCUUGUGUGGCAGUGCUUUUGCGUCAUGUGGACGAUAAGCCGGUAUCCGGAACUAUAUCCAUGUUCCAUGCUGCCUUGGUGUUUUUGUUUGCUGUUUCCGUUGCCACGCCUGGGGUAUGGGUUGUGAACUUGUGAUGCUGAGCAGCCAUCUGCUCGGGGGGUGGUGGGCAGUUGUUGUUGGCGUUACAUCGGGGGUACCCCGCCCACAGGGCGGGAUCGGGGUCGCGUCCCUGGAGGGGAUCGCGCGCAGCGGAGUGGUGGUAGGUUGUGGAUCUGCCGCUCUCCUCGGCUGUAAUCCCUCCUAGUGGUGUACAUGCAUAGGACUGCUAGCUGCUCGCUGCCCCUGGCUGCCCUGGUCAAUUCCUGGCAGCAUGGCGGAUGCGCUAAAGACUUUGCUACUGCUGAUGCAACACGGCUGCCCGUUCAUGUGGUUAUUGUAAUCCUGUUGCGGCCC
Astrephomene gubernaculifera is the source of this 2611-nucleotide messenger RNA. The record is from the annotation of a GenBank genome assembly. NCBI's taxonomy places the organism in Eukaryota, Viridiplantae, Chlorophyta, Chlorophyceae, Chlamydomonadales, Astrephomenaceae.